CUGAAACUGAAUUUUCCUAUAAUAAAUUUCUGAAUUGAUUGUUAUAAUAAAAAAAAAAACAAUAAUACAGGGAUCUAGUUUUAAUUACAUACUUUUGUACAGAUAUACAUUAUCGCAAACUGUGUUGCUGACUGGCUGAAAUAAUUGAAAAGGCCUUUCAUUUAUACAAUCCGUAAUGCAGAAAUACGAAAAACUUGAGAAAAUUGGGGAAGGAACAUACGGAACCGUAUUUAAAGCAAAAAAUAAAGAAACUCACGAAAUAGUAGCAUUAAAACGUGUGAGGUUAGACGACGAUGAUGAAGGUGUUCCGUCAUCUGCCCUACGCGAAAUAUGCCUUCUCAAAGAACUUAAACACAAGAAUAUUGUUCGUCUUUACGACGUUUUGCAUAGUGAAAAGAAGUUGACUUUAGUAUUUGAGCAUUGUGAUCAAGACUUAAAAAAAUAUUUUGAUAGUCUUAAUGGGGAAAUCGAUCUAGAUGUGGUAAAGUCUUUUAUGUAUCAAUUACUUAGAGGCUUAGCAUUUUGUCACAGUCAUAACGUUUUGCACCGUGAUUUGAAGCCACAGAAUCUCUUGAUUAAUAAAAAUGGUGAGCUUAAGUUAGCCGACUUUGGCUUAGCAAGAGCUUUUGGUAUUCCUGUUAAAUGUUACUCGGCAGAAGUGGUCACUUUGUGGUAUAGACCACCAGAUGUGUUGUUUGGAGCUAAGCUAUAUACCACAAGUAUUGAUAUGUGGUCAGCAGGAUGUAUUUUUGCCGAGCUGGCAAAUUCUGGCCGACCAUUGUUCCCUGGAUCUGAUGUUGAUGAUCAGCUUAAAAGGAUUUUUAAAUUACUUGGAACACCAAAUGAAGAUACAUGGCCGGGUGUGACACAGUUGCCAGAUUACAAGCCUUUACCAGUUUACCAGCCUAGCUUGGGCCUCGCUCAAGUUGUUCCCAGGCUACCAGCCAGGGGUAGAGAUCUGUUAGCCCGGCUGUUAACAUGUAACCCAGCGUUAAGAAUGCCUGCUGAUGAUGCCAUGGCUCAUGCUUACUUCCAUGACCUCAAUCCAUCUGUAAAGAACGACAGAUGUUAACAAUCAAUACACCCGUACAAAUGUACAUCAGAACUAUUAUUUAGUGAUAAAGACAAUGAAGUGCAAGAGAAUUGUGAUGGAGAAAAUUAAGUGAUGUGUAUAUUUUAGAAAGUGUAAAUUAUUAAUUUAUUGAAUAGUUGUUUAAUAGGAAUGAUGCAAUUAUUAGUGUAGAGUUUGCAUAUUCUUAAGUUCAGUUUCAUAAGCCAAAGUAAUAUGAGCCAUCAUGGUGUACUGCUGUGGAGGGUACAUAAUAAUUGCAUAAUUAUAAAAAUUGUAAUUGUUUGAUAUUAUAAUAUAGUUAACUGUAAAUUAAAUAAUUUCUUAUAUUUCUAAUACUAACAUUGUAGUGAUUCUUUGUCAUUUGUUUAGCUUCUUAAUAUGACAUUCUUUUACAAAAGUAAUAACAAAGCUUUGUAUGCAUAGUAAAUUUCUUAACAAAAUAUAAUAAAAACCAGAGUUGAUAAAUAGACUGGAAAUUAGGAAUACUGAUUUAGAACCUACUAUUGACUUGAAGCUGAGAAAGUAGACCUGCGUGGAAACAUUUACUUAACCAGACCCAGGCCCACCUACAGCUGUAGUGCCUCAGAUGAUGAUGAUUGACUUAAAUUGCGACCAGAUCACCGAUAGAUAUAUGCAACAGCUGCAUCCUUGUGGUCAAAAAAGACCAGCAUAAAAUCUCAUAUCAUUCUCUUUGAUUUCAAUGUUAUAGGUCAAAUUCUUUACACUACUUAUAAAUUUAAAGUUCAAUAAUUCAAGAAAUAGCUGCCAUUUUUUAUCUUUUGACUUUAUAGUGAAGUCAAUUGAUAAGUCUUACUUAAUAAAAAUCUUAAUAUAAUAGCUAUUUGCUCAUAGUUGUGAUCUCAUUACAUUUUAUAAACUUUUAUAUUGAAUACAUUUCAAUUCAUGA
This is a messenger RNA of Papilio xuthus (Asian swallowtail), 1979 nucleotides long. It is a transcript of the gene Cdk5, whose product is annotated as Cyclin-dependent kinase 5. The record is from RefSeq and is a predicted model, not a curated record. The transcript has 2 exons. Gene Ontology annotation, biological process: axonogenesis; neuron apoptotic process; synaptic vesicle transport. Gene Ontology annotation, molecular function: cyclin-dependent protein serine/threonine kinase activity; ATP binding. Lineage: Eukaryota; Metazoa; Arthropoda; Insecta; Lepidoptera; Papilionidae. Bases 176 to 1072 code for a protein of 298 amino acids. Gene Ontology annotation, cellular component: cytoplasm; nucleus.